CGGGCUUUGUGACGUCACAUCUCCGUACCGGUUUAUAAACUGAACGGAGCGACCGGCGCCGACUCGCUUAGAUUACUCAUCGUUUGUUCGUUGUCGAAUGUGUACCAUUUUAUUGUUGUUAUAAAGUUUGAAAGUGGUGUAUAAAGAGUGAAGAAACAGUGUUAUUGAUUUAUAUGAUGAGUAAUAUUAAAAAAGGCUGCUAUAAAUACUGUAUUGUGCCUAAUUGCACGAGCACAACAAUUAAAACACCAAACAAAAUAUUUUUCCAUGUACCUUUGCAAACAGACAAGAGAAAGAAAUGGUGCAAAUUAAUGAAGCGAGAUUUAAUUGGACCCAAAAGUAUCAAAUACGUAUGUGAAGAACAUUUUGAUAUUGAAAAUGAUACAGAAAAUUUAAUAAAGUUUAAAUUGGUCGGUGGAACAUUAAAAUUGAAAUCAGAAAUAUACCCUCACAAGUUUGAUUGCCAGAAAGUAGUAAAACCUUUAAGAAAAAGUGGAGCAUAUGAAAAAAGACGAAAAGCAGAAUGUUUUAAUGAGAUUUUAAAAGAUGAUGUUCCAUCGACCUCAGGUUGUCAACCUUUCGAAAUCAUUAAUUGUGAUCCAAUAUAUGAAGAGAAAAGUGUACCAAAGGACCCUUUAUCCGAGGAUUGUAUUUUGAAAAGUGUACUAGGUAGUCCAAAGAAAAAAUAUAAACAUAAAAGAGUGCAAGUUAAUAUAAAAACUCCACAAAAAAACAAGGAGGUGCAAACAGUAAGGUUUAGAACGAAAAAAAGUGACAUGGAAAAUAAGCGACAAAACAUCUGUUCCUCACCUGAAAGUUCUCCUUCAAAUAUGUCUGUGUCAUCAAUGUCAUCAUGUAGUAGCACAAGUUCAGAUAGCAUGUCAAAUACAAUCAAACCUAACUUUUGUAAAGAUACUAUACUUAAAAUAAAUACCAACAUCGGUUUUUAUUUGGGAUUACCAGAAGAAGUAUAUUUUCUAACGAAACAAUUAUCUGAAAGCAUUGCUUCGCCAGUAAGAGAUAUUUUAAUUUCAUUAAAAAAAAUUCGUCUUAACGACCCAUAUAUACGUCUGGCCAUUGACUUCGAUGUCAGCACAAGUUUAAUAGGAAAAAUAUUUAACAGAACAGUUCCGUUAAUAGCCAACCGCAUGAAACAGUUUAUUUUUUUUCCGCCGAUGAAACAAAUUUAUGAGAAGUUACCCAUAUCUUUUAGAAAGAGAUAUUUUAAAACUGUCAGUGUAUUAGAUUGCUUUGAAAUACGAAUAGAAAAACCUUCGAGUGCCAAGCAACAGUCUUUGACCUGGUCUGAAUAUAAACAUUGUAAUACAAUUAAAUAUUUGAUUUCCAUUACACCUGAUGGAUUAAUUAACUACAUUUCGGAUGGUUAUGGUGGAAGGGCCAGUGACACAAUAAUAUUUGAAGAUUGUGACUUUUUGUUGAAUUUGUCACCGGGAUAUUCUGUUAUGGCUGACAGGGGUUUUAAAAACAUAUCUCAUUUGCUAGAAACUAAAGGUUGCCAUCUUAUAAGACCUCCAAGCGUUUCUGCAAACACGGUUAGUUCAAAAUUGGAAGUAAUGGAAACGAAACGUAUAGCAGCGCUACGUAUAAAUGUUGAGAGAUCAAUAGGUAGAUUAAGAAAUUUUUCCAUGGUAGCCCCUCACGCUUGUAUCGAUACUAAAGUCAUUUGUAUGUUGGAUUUCAUUGUUGUGAUUGCAUGUGGUAUGGUUAAUGUUCAAAAUAAAUUAAUAACAUGUAAUUAAAACGUAUUGUGUUUUAUUUUUAAUCUACAAUCAAUAAAUC
Molecule: messenger RNA, 1800 nt
Organism: Diabrotica virgifera virgifera (western corn rootworm)
Lineage: Eukaryota; Metazoa; Arthropoda; Insecta; Coleoptera; Chrysomelidae
Exons: 2
Coding region: 174-1760 (528 amino acids)
Source: RefSeq, a predicted model, not a curated record